Molecule: messenger RNA, 4104 nt
Organism: Entamoeba dispar SAW760
Lineage: Eukaryota; Evosea; Mastigamoebida; Endamoebidae
Product: protein serine/threonine kinase, putative
Exons: 1
Coding region: 1-4104 (1367 amino acids)
Biological process (GO): protein phosphorylation
Molecular function (GO): protein kinase activity; ATP binding
Source: RefSeq, a predicted model, not a curated record
AUGCUAAUAUUUUAUAUUAUAUUUUUGAUUAAUUACGUUAAUGCUGAUGGAUAUGAUUGUAUUCCAAAAGGAUAUGAUUUUAAAGAUGGAUUUGAAGAUAGAAGUGGGGAGGCUAAUUCCAAAUGUACGACACUGGGAGGUUACAAUGGUUGUUCAUAUCAUCUUACUAAAGACUUCAGUUAUUCUUUAAAUAAUAUUAUGGAAUGUGAAAACACAGAAUUCAAUGGUACAUUCAUAAUGAAAAGUUUAAGUAAUUACUGGAAUGCAAAUACUUUUAAGAUUCUAGAUAAUUCUAACAUUACUUUAAAUGGACAUUUUCAUACACAAAAAGAAUUUAACAUUGGAACAAAUUCUACAGUAGUUUGGAAUGGGUGUGUUUCAUUUAAACAUUCAAUUACAUUUGAAACAACACCAACAUUAAAUCAACCUCAAAUAAUUAUUUGGAAAAGUGAUUGGAUUCAUCUUUAUAAACCAGCUGGGUCACAAAUAAGUAAAUUUGAAGUUAAUAAUCCAAUUAAUAAUAAACAAUGUUUUGAUGUGAUGUCAUUUAAUAAUAAUGCUGCACUUGACUUUGAUAAAAAAUCAUUUGACCAUUAUUUACCAAAAGAUUUUAAGAAUGGACUUGAUAUGUCAGAUGGUAAAGCAUAUUUAAUAUCAAACAAUAGAUUAAUGAGAUUUUGUCCAAAAGAAAGUAAUUUAAUAGAUAAAAAUGUUACUUGUACAAUGAAUGGUAAUAGUUAUGAAUUAUCGUAUUCAGGAAGUGGUAGUAAACCAUUCAAUUAUCCACAUUGUCCAUGUGAUGAUAAUGGUGAAACUGAAUGUAUUCUUAAUAUUCAACAAAAUUUAAACACAGUAGAUUUUAAUAAUAAUAUUAUUAAAUAUACAACUCUUAAUAUUGAUCAUGAUAUUACAUUACAUAACUUUAGUUCAGCUAAACAAAUUAAUGUUAAUGAUGAUAUUACAUUAUUAAUAGCACCUGUUUCAUCAAUCAAAGAGUAUACUCAAAAGAUACAAUUUAAUAACUUUGAAAUUACAAAUAAUAGAGAAAAGAAUAAUAACUCAAAAUUCAAAUACAAUUCAAAUACAAAUAUAUUGGAAAUAAAUGGAAAUAAUGAACUAAAACAUUCAUCAAAUCCAACAAAUAAACCAUUAACUUUAAUUAUAAAUGGUACUCUCACAUGUAAUUCUUUUGUUAAUAAUUCUGUUUAUUAUUUCACUAAUUCUUCUACAUCAACACCAUUAAUAAAUAUUAAUAAUAAUGGUAAUAAUAAUAUAAUGAUAUUUGAUGAAACAGUAAGAUUAAAUGGUCAAUUAUCAAAUUGUAUUGUUUUAACUGGUAAAUCAAAUGAAAAAUUUAAAUGUAUCCAAUGUAAAAAAGGAUAUUAUUUAAAUUCAAAACAAGAAUGUCAAUAUGAAUCACAUUGUAUUAAAAUAAAUGACCAAAGUCAUUGUAUUGAAUGUAAGUGUGGAUAUUAUCUUAAUUUAAAUACAAAAACAUGUGAAGAAUUCAAAAAUGGAUGUAAAAUUGGAAAUGAAACAUAUUGUUAUCAAUGUAAAGAAGGAUAUAUUAAAGAAAAUGGAGAAUGUAAAGAAAAUGAUAAUAAAUGUAAUAAAUCAGAAAGAAAUUAUUGUUUAAAAUGUUUAAAUGGAUAUAAAAUAGAAAAUAAUCAAUGUAAUGGAGAUAAUGAUGAUCAAUGUUAUUAUGAAGGAAAUAAAUGUGUAUCAUGUUCAAAUAAAUAUACAUUAAACAAUGAAAAAUGUUCAAAUAAAGAAAAGAAUCAAAAUGGAAAGAAUGAAGAAAUAUAUUGUGAAAAUGGAAAAUACAUCAAUAAUAAUAAAUGUAUAGAAUGUUCAAAAUCAGAAAUAUGUCAAACAAAUGAUAUUGAAAUAAAAUGUAAAUAUGAAGAAUAUUUAGAUAAUAAUAAAUGUAUAAAUAAAACAUGUGAAGAAGAUAUAAUAAAAGAUCAAAAUGGAAAAUGUAAUAAUAAUAUUGAAUAUUGUUUAAAUAAAUCAUAUGUUAAUGGAAAAUGUGUUGAAUGUUCAAAUGGAUAUUCACCUAAUUUGAACGGAGAAUGUAUUAAUACAAAAAUAGAAUAUUGUGAAGAACAAAAUGGAUAUGGAUGUAAAAGAUGUAAAGAAGGAUAUUAUUUAACAAAAGACAUGAAAUGUUUAAAAUGUGAUGAUAAAUGUGAAACAUGUUAUGGAACAUCUACAUAUUGUAUGAGUUGUUCUAAUGAUAAAUAUUUAAGAAAUGAUAAAACAUGUCAAUCAAAUGAAGAAUUAAAUGGAACAUGUUUACAAUUAUUGCAAGAUGGAAGUGGAUGUGGAAUAUGUAAGAAUGGAUAUUAUAGAAAUGGAAAAGGAUGUUCAAAAUGUGAAAAAGAAUGUUUAACAUGUAAUCAAAAAGAUAAAUGUAUAAUAUGUGGAGAAGGAUAUUUUAUGAGUUCAACAGGAAUAUGUAAAUUAACAACAACAAUUAAAGGAUGUAAAGGAGAAAUAGAUAAAGAAUAUGGAUGUAGAGAAUGUUUAACAGGAUAUUAUUUAAUAAAUAAAGAAUGUUCAAAAUGUGGAAAACAAUGUAUAACAUGUUUAAAUGAGAAAGAAUGUAAUAAAUGUGAAGAUGAAUAUAUAAUAAUAAAUAAAGAAUGUAUUCAUUAUUCAAAUAUUAAUAAAUGUAAAGAAACAAAAAAUAAUAAAUGUUCAAAAUGUUCAUUUUGGUAUGGAAUCAAUGAAGAAGGAACAAAAUGUAAUAAAGAAAUCGUAUGGUGGAUGAUAAUGAUAAUUAUCAUCAUUAUACUUAUUAUCAUCAUUAUAAUAAUUAUAAUUAUAAUAAUAAUGAUUAAUUACAUUAUAAAACGUAAAGAAAAGAAAGAACAAGAGAAAACAACAACAAUAUUUAAAAUUUCACAAUCAAAUAUCAAAUUUAUAUCACUUGGAGAUGGAAUCAUAACAAAUAAAAAAGAAAUAGAAAUAGGAGAAGGAGAAGAAAUUGAAGUAAAUAAAGAAAUUAGAGAAAUAAUAUGUAUUGGAAAUGAAAAUAAAGAAAAAAAGAAAAUACAAAUAAGUAGUAAAGAAGAAAAUGAAAAAUAUUCAAUUAGAAUCAAACCAAAUAUUAUUACAAUUGAAGGAGGAUAUGCAUGUGAAUUUGAAAUAUUCAUUACAAUCAAAUGUACUACUAAAAUUAAAGAACAAAUGAUGAUAAUUAGUAAAACACUUAAUAAAACACAAGAAGAAAUAAUUAAAAGUAUUUCAAUUAAAGGAGAAACACAAAUAUCAACACGACUUGAUCCAGAUGAAAUAAAAGAAGAAAAGAAAAUAGGAGAAGGAUCAUUUGGAAUUGUAUAUAUAGGAGAAUUUAGAGGGAAUCAAGUAGCAAUUAAGAAAAUGAAACAAAUUGAAGAAAGUGAAGAUAAAAUGAAAGAAUUUGAGAAAGAAGUAAUGAUGUUAGAUAAAUUUCGAAGUGAAUAUAUUAUUCAUUUUUAUGGAGCAGUAUUUAUUCCUAAUAAAAUAUGUAUGAUAACAGAAUAUGCAAAAUAUGGAUCAAUACAAGAUUUAAUUAAUAAAAGAACAAACACGGAAAUACCAAAUAAAAUAAGAAUUAAAUUCAUGAUAGAUGGAGCAAAAGGAAUUUCAUAUCUUCAUUCAAAUGGAAUACUACAUCGAGAUAUUAAACCAGAUAAUUUUCUUGUUGUAUCAAUUGAUGAUAAUAUUGGAGUUAAUUGUAAAUUAACAGAUUUUGGAAGUUCAAGAAACAUCAAUAUGAUGAUGACAAAUAUGACAUUUACAAAAGGAAUAGGAACACCAAAAUACAUGGCACCAGAAGUACUUAAUCGAGAACAUUAUAAAAUGGCAUCAGAUAUAUAUUCAUAUUCAAUAACAAUGUUACAAAUCAUUACAUGGGAAGAUCCAUUUCCUAAAACAUUAUAUCCACAUCCAUGGGAUAUUGCAGAUACGAUCACAACAGGUAAACGACCAACAAUAAUACAAGAAGUUAAAGAAGAUAUUAAAGAAAUUAUUGAAAAAACAUGGAAACAAGAACCGAAAGAAAGAAUAAGAAUAGAAGAAGUAGUAAAAAUGUUAGAAAUAAUUGAAAAUAAAGAAUGA